This is a messenger RNA of Echinops telfairi (small Madagascar hedgehog), 570 nucleotides long. RefSeq names its product single-stranded DNA cytosine deaminase-like. NCBI's taxonomy places the organism in Eukaryota, Metazoa, Chordata, Mammalia, Afrosoricida, Tenrecidae. Gene Ontology annotation, cellular component: nucleus; P-body; cytoplasm. Gene Ontology annotation, molecular function: RNA binding; zinc ion binding; cytidine deaminase activity. The transcript is spliced from 4 exons. The record is from RefSeq and is a predicted model, not a curated record. Gene Ontology annotation, biological process: cytidine to uridine editing; DNA cytosine deamination; defense response to virus. The coding region runs from base 1 to 570 and encodes 189 amino acids.
AUGACCAUGGUCGCCAAGGAUACUUGGGACUUCCUAUUUCAGUACGAAAACCUGCAAUUUGCAGACGGACGAAAUAUGACCUACCUGUGUUACUGUGUAGAGGAGAAGAACGGCGACACCCCCAUGCUGCUCCACAUCGAUGUCCUUCAGAACGAGGUGGCAGGGAGCCAUGUGGAAAUUCUUUUCCUGUCCUUCAUGCGGAGGUUCCUAGCCUCCAUCGAUCAGAGUCUGCAAGAGGCCAGAGAGUCCCAGGUCACCUGGUAUAUUUCCUGGAGUCCUUGUGCUGACUGUGCCAACACAGUGGCCACGUUUCUGAGAGAACGCAACAAUGUGCACCUGAGGCUCUUUGCAAGUCGCCUGUAUUAUCGUGAUGUCCCAGAAUAUCAGCAGGGGCUGAGGGCCCUGAAGGAGGCUGGAGCCCAAGUUGAGAUCAUGUCUUCCUUGGAGUUUUCGGACUGCUGGGACCAUUUUGUGGACCACCAGGGAGAAUGCUUUGAGCCCUGGGAAGAAAUGGAUGAAAAUGUGGAAAUCUUUUCCCAGAAACUUCAAGACAUCCUAGAGACGAGAUGA